Brassica napus (rape) is the source of this 2731-nucleotide messenger RNA. RefSeq names its product protein TIFY 4B. The record is from RefSeq and is a predicted model, not a curated record. Gene Ontology annotation, cellular component: nucleus. The transcript is spliced from 10 exons. NCBI's taxonomy places the organism in Eukaryota, Viridiplantae, Streptophyta, Magnoliopsida, Brassicales, Brassicaceae. Gene Ontology annotation, biological process: response to wounding; regulation of defense response; regulation of jasmonic acid mediated signaling pathway. Bases 16 to 1095 code for a protein of 359 amino acids.
UAUAGUUAGGAGGGGAUGAUACGGGUUAAGAGAAGAAUCAGACGUGGCAUUGUAGGGAGCUUCUCCCAAAUAUCAAAAGCCCAUAGGACUCUCGUCUUAGACUUCCCUAAAUUUUUACCCUCCAAUAAUUACAAAAACGCCACUCCUCUCUCUCUCUCCCGCCGGAGCUCCUCGGAAUCUGAGAUGGACGCAGUGUCUUCGGCGAAGUCCAUACUGGAGAAGCCUCUGAAGCUCCUCACGGAAGAUGACAUUUCUCAGCUCACCCGCGAGGACUGCCGCAAGUUCCUCAAGGACAAAGGAAUGCGGAGGCCUUCGUGGAACAAAUCUCAGGCGAUCCAGCAAGUUUUAUCCCUCAAAGCUCUCUUUGAGCCCGGCGACGACUCCGGCGCCGGCAUCCUCCGCAAGAUCCUCGUUUCUCCCAAUCCCACUCGCGUCACAGCAACGUCUGCUGAGCCAGCCAGCGAGGUCGGAGCACGGAUUCCUUUGCAGGAAGAUGACAGAAGGGAUUCUCCAAGAUCGGCUGAGUUCUCCGGCUCCGAGAAAGACAGCUACAACACUCUCUCUCCCAGAAGCCCGGCAGAAACAAGUGCGCUGGUUGGGCAAAUGACGAUAUUCUAUAGUGGGAAAGUGAGUGUGUAUAAUGGUGUACCACCUGAAAAGGCGCGGUCUAUCAUGCACUUUGCAGCCAACCCGAUUGAUUUGCCUGAAUAUGGUGUUUCUGCUUCUGCUAGGAUGACAUCCAGGCCCAUGAGCAGUAAAGAGAAGAUGGUUGAACCUUCCCACUAUGGCCUUGAAAAGGCAAAUGCUUCUCGUGAUUCUGAUGCGGAGGGCCAGGCUAACAGAAAAGUGUCGUUGCAAAGAUAUCUUGACAAGCGGAAGGAUAGGAGAUUGUUUAAGAACAAAAAGGCACCAGGAGUUGCAUCAUCUAGCUUGGAGAUGUAUCUGAAUCGUAGUCAGCCAGUGACGAACGCAUAUUCACAAAGCCUUAGCGGUGGUGGCACAGGAGGAGAACAGCACGAGUCACCUGAAAAUCAGAGGAGAAGUCCCAAUCUAUCAGUUGAUCUGAACAGUGAUUUAAAUAGCGAAGAUAACUAACAAGAUGACCAAAAACUGGGGAUGGUAUUAGGGGUCAAAAGGCUCAUCAAUACACGAAAAACAGUUCAAAAGCAGACAAGGAAUGUUCCCUAGUUCAGAAACAUGGCACAAGAAGGUUGAGCUGGAGGAGUCUUAGUUGAUCAAUUUCUGUUUUUUUUUUUUUGUCUUGUUUUUGUAUUAAUCUUUUAUUAGGUAUGUAGUGCUGAGUUAGGUUAGUGACGGAAAUGUUCUUUGGUUCAUCAGUUGGAGAGAGUAUGAGAACGGCGGGGAUUUUUCCAGGUUCAAAUUAUGUAAAUGAUGUCUUUUUAUGACACUUCAAACAAAUGAGAGAGAGAGAGAGAGACCUUUUGUUGAUUCUCUAACUUUUGAGUUUCCAUCGCUACUCUCUGUCCUCCGCUACACUGAAACGCUAGAGGCAAAUCCAACGCUUCUAGAACAUUUUGAAUAAAUCUCAGUGAACAAUAAGCCUUUGGUAAGUCGCAUUUCAAACAUCCUUUUGAUGUCUUCGCAGUAAAACUGGAAAAAUCCAAACAAAUAUUACACCCAAAGUAUAAAUAAAAUAAAAUAAAUGAAUCUUUUCAACAAUCAACACUUCGUUCAGGUGAAUGUGAACACAGAAAUGGGCCAAAAAAGAAUCUUAGUACUAAUGGGCCUUUACAGCCCAUUAAGAUAAAAACCUCCAAAACGAGGUCACCUGAGUUCUCUCUCUCUCUUUUGCUCGCAUCGCAUCGUUAAUUCUCGGAAGCUCUCUCUUGUCGAUUCUCGUUUCUUUCCCCACCUUCGGAACUCUAAAGCAAAGGGGCUGAAACAUGUUUCUCAAAGUCGAGUUGCCAUGGAACGUGAUGAUCCCAGCGGAAAACAUGGAUGCAAAAGGUCUCAUGCUGAAGAGGACCAUUCUGAUUCAGUUGCUAGAGGCCUUUGCUUCGAAGAGAGCAACCAAGGAGCUCGGCUACUAUUUAACAGUCACGUCUCUGGACAAGAUCGGAGAAGGCAAAAUCAGGGAGCACACCGGUGAGGUCAUGUUCCCUGUCGUUUUCAGCGGGAUGACUUUCAAGAUCUUCAAAGGAGAGAUACUUGAGGGUGUGGUGCACAAGGUGCUGAGGCACGGUGUCUUCAUGAGGUGUGGUCCUGUCGAGAACGUCUACCUCUCUCACGUCAAGAUGCCUGAUUACAAGUACCUCCCGGGAGAGAACCCCAUCUUCAUGAACGAGAAGAUGUCUAGGAUUCAGGUUGACACUUUGGUUAGGUUUGUGGUGAUUGGGACCAAGUGGAUGGAGGUAGAGAAGGAGUUUCAGGCGUUGGCUAGCCUUGAAGGGGACUAUCUUGGACCCAUCUCUGAAGAGUGAAUCUGUCUGGUCUCUUCAUGUGAUGGUGGUUUUGUGCAAUCUCUUAUGUUCGGUAAGUACUCUUUUAAGUUGCGCAGACAAUUAAUGACCUAGAAUUUCGAAUGUUGAUAUUCUCCACCUUUAGGAGAGGAAUGUUUGGACUAAUUUAGGUAUUUGAUGUUGGCUACAAUCCAUUUCUUGAGUUACUAAUCGAUUGGCGUCACUAGUAAAUUCCAACAUUAGUACCAGUUUAUCAAGUAUUCUCUUGUAUGUGACACUGAAAAUGAUCAACUAAAAGCCUUUUAGUAAUA